UCUGUAGGCGACAUGCGCAUGUGCAUCAGUCAGCUUCCUGGCUCUACGGUUUGCGCCAUUUUCUUUCUCUUAGCUAGCUAGCUUAGAUACCGUAGAAAUAAAUUGAUUUAGGGCCUCUUCUUAUUUAAUUCAGCACACCCAGUUAGUUAGUCGACAUUUAUGCCAAUCGAUUUCUGAACAUGGAAGACGAAAGCCACCCCAAAACCCUGUAUGUUGGUAACCUGUCCAGAGAUGUAACAGAAAUUUUGAUUCUUCAGCUGUUCACCCAAAUUGGACCUUGCAAAAGUUGUAAAAUGAUAACUGAGCAACCCGAUAGCAGGAGGAUGAACUCUUCUGUCGGAUUUUCUGUUUUGCAGCAAUCAAGCAAUGACCCGUAUUGCUUUGUGGAGUUCUUUGAACAUAGAGAUGCUGCUGCUGCCCUAGCAGCCAUGAACGGGAGGAAGAUAUUGGGAAAGGAGGUCAAAGUAAAUUGGGCAACCACUCCAAGUAGCCAGAAGAAAGACACAUCUAAUCACUUCCAUGUAUUUGUUGGAGACCUGAGCCCUGAGAUCACCACUGAGGAUAUCAAAGCUGCAUUUGCCCCUUUUGGGAAAAUCUCGGAUGCUCGUGUUGUGAAGGACAUGACUACAGGGAAAUCUAAGGGGUAUGGAUUUGUGUCCUUCUAUAACAAACUGGAUGCAGAGAAUGCCAUUGUGCACAUGGGGGGACAGUGGUUAGGGGGACGCCAGAUAAGGACCAACUGGGCAACUCGCAAGCCACCCGCCCCAAAGAAUGUGCAAGACAAUGGCUCGAAGCAGCUGAGGUUUGAAGAUGUAGUGAACCAAUCCAGUCCCCAGAACUGCACUGUGUACUGUGGAGGAAUCCAGUCCGGACUAUCAGAGCAUCUCAUGCGUCAGACAUUUUCGCCCUUUGGACAAAUCAUGGAAAUAAGAGUUUUCCCAGAGAAAGGUUACUCUUUCAUCAGGUUCUCCUCCCAUGAAAGUGCUGCCCAUGCAAUUGUUUCUGUAAAUGGAACGUCCAUCGAAUGCCACAUAGUGAAGUGCUACUGGGGCAAAGAAUCCCCCGACAUUGCCAAAAGCGUACCACAGAUGGAGUAUGGUCAGGGUCAGUGGGGACAAUGGAGCCAAAUGUAUGGGAGCCCCCAGGCCCAGCAGUAUGGACAACAGUACAUGGCAAAUGGUUGGCAAGUGCCCUCUUAUGGAGUGUCUUAUGGACAGUCUUGGAAUCAGCAAGGAUUUGGUGUAGAGGACUCCAUUCUGGCUGCAGCAGCACAGAACCUUUCAAGCAGACAGUCCCAGUCCCCAGCCUGGGUUGGAGGGUUUGGAUCCCCGGCACCGUCCCAGCCUCAGACCGGUCCUGUGAUGCCCAACCAGGGAAACUUCAACAUGGCUGGCUACCAGACACAGUGAGCAGGCUCUCACUCAUAUCAAUAACACAGGCAUGUCAGGCAAGUCAGAAUUAGUGGACUUUCAAUUAGGAGAACAUAAAGAAAUUAGCAUUGUAAUCUAAUCAUCUGGAGAGAUUGUGUUAAAGCAGAGAAGAUCAGGAACAAUAGCUUAACUCUCAGAUAUAUGAGGAAGCAAAUGUUAUUUAUAAAGACAAGUAGUGAGGGGAGGGGGUUGUUUUUAUUGGCUGAAGUUAUGUACAAAUGAAAUGUCAACAGGUGGUUGAAACAAAACUUGGACUGAAUUUUCAUGCUUUUAUAUAGGGAAUAUCUUUUAAAAAAUAAAGUUUUUGUUUACUACUUAAUGUAGCCUAAACGGACUUAAAAGGUAAUUUGAAUACCCUAGUUUGUCACAGGACAUUGCAUAGGUACAUAAUGUACAUUUUCUGAACAUACAGCUCUUUAAAUUGUUAGUUUCUCCCCAUCAACUCUGAUUGUGCGUUUGCUGAUUUUUAAAUCACUUUCUGAACUUUUGACAGAUGUGAGUAAACACAUUUUCAGUCUCCUGUUUUAAGAAGCACUUUUAGGGUUCACAUGUUAGUUGUAAAUCUUCAAAUGAAUAUGGAUUUGCGUGCCAUUAUGUAUAUUUACAUUUUAUUUACUUCACUCUCUUCAUCUCUUGACAUUGUACCAGCCGAAUUUCUUGAAAAUGCGUGUAAAUCUGUAUGCUAUUAUUUGAUUAUACCUGUAAAUGUCACUUAUAAAGGAAAAGGGUCAGGAAGGCCAAACAUUUAUAUAACCCUCAACCUGAUUUAAAAUAAGGAUUUCCAAGCAUGUACUCUUUAGUAAACCUAAUUCUGUAUAUACUGUAGAUGGGUGUGCAAUGCAGGGCUGACAUAUUGAAUAUAUUCAAUAUAAUUUACAAAGAAGCCUUAAUUUAAAUGUCAGUUAAUGCACCAUUCAUUAUUUUACUCACUGAAGCCCUGUUAGAAACCUGAACUCUAGAUUUUAGAACUGAUGUUUUUACCAUUUAAAGUUGUGUGCCAUUUUCAGCUAAUAGCAGGCGACGAGGAAUUAACAUUUCCUGGAAACAUUGAGGGUGUAUUGCACGUUUUUGAAAAUGUAUUAUCUUGGUUGCUCAAAGUAUUGAAUGUAAAUGGCAGAAUUGUUUUAAUGAUGAAUAAAGCUCAGCGAUUGACAAAAGUCCCUUUUCAAUGUAAAAGGGUCUCAAUAAAAAUUAUUAUUGGAAGAAAAUAA
Salvelinus sp. IW2-2015 is the source of this 2641-nucleotide messenger RNA. RefSeq names its product nucleolysin TIAR. The record is from RefSeq and is a predicted model, not a curated record. Gene Ontology annotation, molecular function: DNA binding; RNA binding. Lineage: Eukaryota; Metazoa; Chordata; Actinopteri; Salmoniformes; Salmonidae.